UCACACUACCCAUUCGCGUCGUUUUGAGACGUCCUCGUGUGUAUCAUAAAAAAAUCUCGCGCUGCUAGGUCGCGCAUGCGUAGAGGUAUUUUUAUGAUAUAGGUUAGGUAGGUGUCGUGUCGUGUUUGUGUGCUCUGCACGUUGAAAGUGGCGUUAGUUUGUUUGUGGAGGUUAUUUUUAGUCAUUUCUUGGAUAUUUUAAAAUAAUUCAAAAUGUGCGGCAUUUGGGGAACGUUUGGAAUCGAAGGAGCAGUAAGCAAGACGUGUACUGACUGCUUUUGUCAAAUCGAACACAGAGGACCUGAUGCUUGGCGUAUUGAACAAGACGCCAGGGAACCCCGAGUCGUACUUGGUUUUCGAAGACUUGCAAUCGUUGAUGGGUUGCACGGCAUGCAGCCGAUGCGUUUGCAUACUUUCCCUCGCACGUCCCUUCUUUGCAAUGGCGAAAUAUACAAUUGCAAACGUCUUCAAACUCAAUAUCAAUUUCCUUAUGAGACAAACUGUGAUGUAGAAGCCAUAAUACAUUUAUAUCAUAAAUUUGGCAUCGCUGAAACAAUAAAGCAGUUAGACGGCGUAUUCGCAAUCUGCUUGGUAGAUGGCGAAAAGAAAAAAGUAUAUUUUGCCCGUGACCCAUAUGGCGUUCGGCCACUAUUCAAAUUACAAGAUGACGAACUUGGUUACGUUGGUGUAUGCUCUGAAGGCAAGGGUUUGAUGGGUCUAAAACUUAAAUCAAGUAAAUCCUCUACCUUGAAGCAGUUUCCACCAGGAUACUUUGAACAAUGGAGUAUAUUGGAAAAUGGAAAGAUGAAACUUGAUUACACAGAGCAAUAUUUUAAGCCUGGUAUGCCACCGAAAUUUGAGCCUUUUGUUUCAGACAAUGUGCUAGCAGGCAUGGACUUGAAAGAAAAAACUGCUCGUUUAUUAGAAGCUUCGUGCCGAAAAAGGUUAAUGGCGGACCGAAGAAUAGGUUGCCUCCUUAGCGGAGGACUCGAUUCAUCCCUUGUUGCGGCCCUUGUUGUCAAACUAGCCAAGGAAGAAAAAUUACCAUAUAAAAUUCAAACGUUCGCUAUUGGUAUGGGCGACUCUCCUGAUCUGAUUGCUGCUCGGAAAGUGGCGGAAUAUCUUCAGACUGAACACCAUGAAGUCAGAUUUGACGAAAAUGAUAUAAAGGCGGAAUUAGACAACGUUAUUUAUCACUUGGAAACUUUUGAUAUUACAACGAUACGUGCUAGUAUUCCCAUGUUUCUUUUGGCUAAAUAUAUAAAAAAUAAUACAGAUUCGACGGUUAUAUUUAGUGGAGAGGGAGCUGACGAAUUAGCGCAGGGUUAUAUCUACUUUAGAGAUGCUCCUUCGGAAGCAGCAGGUCAUGAAGAAAGUAUUCGUCUUUUAUCAGAUAUAUACUUAUACGAUGGAUUGAGAGCUGACCGAACAACUAGUGCAUUUAGCUUAGAACUUCGUGUCCCAUUUUUGGAUAUUCAAUUUACACAUCAUUAUUUAGCCGUUGACCCUAAAUUGCGUCAACCUCAAGACGGCGUAGAAAAAUAUUUGCUUAGAAGCAGUUUUGACAACAGUGGUCUUUUGCCGAGUGCUAUUCUGUGGCGUCAUAAGGAGGCCUUUAGUGAUGGUGUUGCAUCUAUUAAAAAAUCGUUAUUCACUAUAAUAUCGGAAAUAAUUUCAGAGAGAUUACAAGACGAGAAUAUAAAAUAUGAAGGCUUACAGCCUACCACGAAGGAAUCAAAAUACUACAGAUAUAUUUUUGAGAAAACUUACCCUGGCCAACAUUGUUUUACGCCGUAUUACUGGAUGCCGAAAUGGGUACAAGUGUCCGAUCCAUCAGCAAGAUUCAUCAAACACUAUGCAGCUUCUUCAACGAUAGAUAACUAAGUGUUAUAAUGUUUAUUAUAAGUUAAUUACAACAUUCCCAUCAGUAAGUUGUAAGUUCGUUAUUCGUUUCCAAAGUUUAAGAUGAUACUUAUUUCCUACGUAUUGACGUCAUACCUUUACAUUAUUUGUUUAUCUACGGUGUUAAUUGCAGCAUUGUUAUAGCAAAGCCAUUUACAUGGUUGUAUUACCUAAGUACAUUUUAUAUCUGCAUGUUGGUUUUUAAUUUGUCUUUGCGAAUCUCUGUGUAAUUAAGAUAUUUAUUUAACUUUCAAAAUAAUAA
Messenger RNA from Amyelois transitella, 2163 nucleotides. It is a transcript of the gene AsnS, whose product is annotated as asparagine synthetase [glutamine-hydrolyzing]. Gene Ontology annotation, molecular function: asparagine synthase (glutamine-hydrolyzing) activity. The coding region runs from base 213 to 1883 and encodes 556 amino acids. Gene Ontology annotation, cellular component: cytosol. The transcript has 2 exons. The record is from RefSeq and is a predicted model, not a curated record. NCBI's taxonomy places the organism in Eukaryota, Metazoa, Arthropoda, Insecta, Lepidoptera, Pyralidae.